GGCGGCUGGUGUGGGGUUGAGUCAGUUGUGAGACCCGGAGCUGCUGACCCAGCCGGCGGCCCAGUGGCCCGGCCACAGAGCGUCAGGCGUCGGGGGUUCGGGAGCGGUGAGCUGGCCGCAUCAUAGAGCUCGGCCGAGCCGGCGCCGCCGUCGUCCCCCGCCCCCAGCUAGCAAACCGCCGCCGCGGGCGCGCCCCCGCUCUGCGCUGUCUCUCCGAUGGCGUCCGCCUCCGGGGCCAUGGCGAAGCACGAGCAGAUCCUGGUCCUCGACCCGCCCACAGACCUCAAAUUCAAAGGCCCCUUCACAGAUGUAGUCACUACAAAUCUUAAGUUGCGAAAUCCAUCCGAUAGAAAAGUGUGUUUCAAAGUGAAGACUACAGCACCUCGUCGGUACUGUGUGAGGCCCAACAGUGGAAUUAUUGACCCAGGGUUGACGGUGACUGUUUCAGUAAUGCUACAGCCUUUUGACUAUGAUCCCAAUGAGAAGAGUAAACACAAGUUUAUGGUACAAACAAUUUUUGCUCCACCAAACACUUCAGAUAUGGAAGCUGUGUGGAAAGAGGCAAAACCUGAUGAAUUAAUGGAUUCUAAAUUGAGAUGUGUAUUUGAAAUGCCCAAUGAAAAUGAUAAAUUGGGUAUAACUCCACCAGGGACUGCUCCGGCUGUCGCUUCAAUGAGCAGCAUCAACAACACAGUUUCAACACCUGCCAGUUAUAAUACGAAGAAUGACCCCAGGGGACUCAGUGUGUUCAAACAGGAGAAGCAGAAGAAUGAUCUGGAACCCAGCAAAACUGUUCCACUGAACGCCUCUAAACAGGAUGGACCCAUGCCAAAACCGCAUAGUGUUUCACUCAAUGAUACUGAAACAAGGAAACUCAUGGAAGAAUGUAAAAGACUUCAGGGAGAAAUGAUGAAACUAUCAGAAGAAAAUCGACACCUGAGAGAUGAAGGCUUAAGGCUCAGAAAGGUAGCACAUUCGGAUAAACCUGGAUCCACCUCAGCUGCAUCCUUCAGAGAUAAUGUCGCCAGUCCUCUUCCUUCCCUUCUUGUCGUAAUUGCAGCCAUUUUCAUCGGGUUCUUUCUAGGGAAGUUCAUCUUGUAGAGUGAAGCAUGCAGAGUGCUAUUUCUUUUUUUUUCUCUUGACCAGAAAAAGAUUUGUUUACCUACCAUUUCACUGGUAGUAUGGCCCACGGUGACCAUUUUUUUUUUUUUUUUUUUUUUUUUUUUUUGUGUAUACAGCGUCAUAUAGGCUUUGCCUUUAAUGAUCUCUUACGGUUAGAAAACACAAUAAAACAAACUGUUCGGCUCCUGGACAAAUUGUAUAUUACCAGAUCAUCACUAGCAGAUGUCAGUUGCACAUUCAGUCCUUUAUGAAAUUCAUAAAUAAAGAAUUGUUCUUUCUUUGUGGUUUUAAUAAGAGUUCAAGAAUUGUUCAGAGUCUUGUAAAUGUUAUUUUAAUAAUCCCUUUAAAUUUUAUCUGUUGCUGUUACCUCUUGAAAUAUGAUUUAUUUAGAUUGCUAAUCCCACUCAUUCAGGAAAUGCCAAGAGGUAUUCUGUGGGGAAAUGGUGCCUCUUACAGUGUAAAUUUUCUCCUUUACCUUUGCUAAUAUCAUGGCAGAAUUUUUCUUAUCCCUUGUGAGGCAGUUGUUGACUGAGUUUUUCAUCCUUACAAUCCUGUCCCAUGGUAUUUAACAUAAAAAAAAAUAAAACUGUUAACAGAUUCUUGCUCGA
Molecule: messenger RNA, 1730 nt
Organism: Neofelis nebulosa (Clouded leopard)
Lineage: Eukaryota; Metazoa; Chordata; Mammalia; Carnivora; Felidae
Gene: VAPA
Product: VAMP associated protein A
Exons: 7
Coding region: 217-1101 (294 amino acids)
Biological process (GO): neuron projection development
Cellular component (GO): endoplasmic reticulum membrane; plasma membrane
Molecular function (GO): FFAT motif binding
Source: RefSeq, a predicted model, not a curated record